This is a messenger RNA of Notothenia coriiceps (black rockcod), 583 nucleotides long. RefSeq names its product cyclin-dependent kinase inhibitor 3-like. Bases 191 to 583 code for a protein of 130 amino acids. The transcript has 3 exons. Lineage: Eukaryota; Metazoa; Chordata; Actinopteri; Perciformes; Nototheniidae. Gene Ontology annotation, molecular function: protein tyrosine phosphatase activity. The record is from RefSeq and is a predicted model, not a curated record.
ACAGCUAAUUGUUGUCGUAUAUUAUAUUUCCUUUUUUAUUUUGUAAUAGUAAUUUUCAUCAAUUUACUUCUUAUUUAAAAUUUAAAAUUAUCUUACUGUGUAUUUAUACACCUUAGCAAAUGACUUGUACUACACAUUUAUAAACCUGUGAUUCUGAUCUUUGAAAAAGUGAAAGUCAGCUUGUUUUUAAAUGGAAAAUGUAAAACAAGCUUCACUGUGUCGUUUGUAUUUAUAUAUUUCUUUAUUGUCUCUCAGGUUACCUCUGUCCAUAGUGGAGAGCUCGCAGUUUCUGGGGAUUUGUGCACUACCAGGCUGCAAAUUCAAAGACAUCCGCCGGAGUCUGGAGAGAGACGUUGAGGAGCUGCAGAGCCAGGGGGUGCAGGAUGUGUUUGUUUUCUGCACCAGAGGAGAGCUGAGUAAGUACCGGGUUCCCUCCCUGCUGGAGGUGUACGGGCAGCGAGGUUUCACCGUGCAUCACACGCCCUUCCCCGACGGAGAGGCACCGCUGAUGGAGCUGAGCUGCAGGAUCCUGGAGGAGCUGCAACUCAGCCUGCGGAGCAGCAGGAGGACCGUCAUACAGUGA